AAAAUAUCUUUAAGAACUUUAUUGAUCAGUGACUGACAAACCAUAUAAUUCACCAUUAUAGUGUGUGAUUCAACGGUAUCUCAGUAGACCCAUAGUUGUGGAACAAAUUCCACAAUUACAUAAACGUCCUCAUCAUUCCAAAUAUCCAUGCCCUGUUUUCUCUCAGCUCACCUUCCUCACGUGACCUGUGGCUGUUUCAGGAGACUCGCCUAUCUGCAUACUCGGUAUAAGGAGAUCUUGCCUUAUGUGGUCUUUUAUGUCUGGUUUCUUUCUCUUACUGUAAUGUUCUCAAGGUUCAGCCCUAAUACAUACAAGGCUCAUGUAUGUGUUAAUUAGCACUUCAUUCCUUCUAUUGCAAAAAAAAAAAUGUCAUUAUAUCCCUAUAUAGCUAGCUUGAAUAUAGCUUUUCCCUUCCAUACCUUCACUGUGAAGUUUUUUUUUUCCCUAAGACUCUGAUCGAUUUAGGUCUUACCUUUAUGCUUAACAUGUAUUUUGAGUUUAUUCUUAUAUAAUUCUUUUGUAUAUAUCCCGUUGCCCUUCUAUAUUUUGUUGGUAUGAACUAUGGACCAGUACGCUUGAGAAGUCGGAAGAAAGAUAUUCUGUCACCUGUCACCUUUCCAGCAGGACAGCUUACUAUAGAGCCACGUUGAAAGCUUCCAUUAGUCUGCAGCCACACCCCCUCAAUGGGCAGGAUCUGGUCUGAAAGUUCCGUUAUUCUAGGGUAAACUUAAUAGCUCCAUGCUGACUAUCCGGUGGACUGAGCUGUUAUCGAUACGAUGUGAUAGUCAAAAGCCAAGGCAAAUAGCUCAAAAGAUAAUCAAAGUUUCCUAUUAGCUUCCGAUUUGAGGUAUGAUGCAUAAAGUCUGGCACUAGAAUAUUCUAAUAUGAGCAUCAACUCUCUAGAUGAUUUAAUGGCGUAUAAGUUGCCAUAUUUGUCUUACAAAAUGAAAAGUCAGUAGAACCCACACUAUGUGAAUUUGAAUUACUAUAGAGUGAUUCUUGUGCAGUUGGCACAGAGUCAAGAGUAUAGUGUGCCAAGAAAAAGAUCCCUGUUGUAUACUCUGCCCAGAUUUCAUUUUGAGCUUCUAAAAAUUUCUAUUGCUACUAAACCAAAGUUAAAGGAACCUUUAACUUAAUUCUCUAAAACUCAUUAUUAUUCUUAUUUUGAGGAAUAGUUUAGGAUAUAUGUAAGCAAUGAUCAAUGAAACAAUACACUAAUCCCAGCAUUUGAGAGGCAGAGGCAUAUGUAUCUCUGUAAGUUCGAGGCCAGCCUGGUCUACAGAAUGAGUUUCAGGGCAGCCAGGGCUACACAGAGAAAUCCUGUCUGGAAAAACAAAACAAAACAAAACAAAACAAAACAAAACAAAACCAACAAAAACCCAAAACAACAACAACAACAACAAGUUAUCCAGAAAAGCCCAGUUAACUAAUCCGCUAUGCACUGGAACUAUCCCGUAUCAGUUCUGAAUCACGCUUGCCAUCAGCAUUGAAAUUAGUGGUCCUGUUUUGGACACUGGGACCUUUGAUUCGUUAUAGAGUAUAUGUUACAGUUGGUUUUCUGCGUCUUUUGUCACAGAAGAUUUUUGCUUUAGUAAUAAAUAAGACGCCUAGAUUUUGGUAUCUUUGUAUUUGCAGCAUCAAAAGGCCCGGUAGACUUGAGUUCCAACGCUUCUAUUGAAAUAGCCAUGACAGGAAGUAUGGAGCUAAGUCUCAUUGCUUCUGACUAACCCACAAAAGGACAAGAUAAUCUUUCUAAGAUAUCGAAGUCAAUAUUUAAUUUCAUUAUGAGUGAGGACAAUAAUGACCGAUGUCACUGUGUUCAAAUGCACUGGAACUCAGCAAUACAAUCGCUAGCUUUUUAUAUCUCUGGAGGGACAUCUUUCCAUUUGUGCGACUCAGGAGUCCCAGAUCCAUUCUGAUAGCUUGGACCAUGCAGGGUGAAACCUCUUUAUGGUCCAGGUCACUCGAGUUACUGUUUUAUGCUGGUACCCGGGACCCGGACUACUUCCAGAGAAGGUGGUGACUGACAGUCUUGGAUUCUUGCCCCUUGCAAGGUGCGCCUCGACCCUCGCCUUCAGCCUUAGAUCUGGCCAUUCCUGCAGCGGUGGAGAGGGCACUGGUAAGUCCCACACGGUGUCCUGGGCUAACUCCUGCUUUCGAGUCAGCCCGGGUGCAAAGUGUCCGGCAUGCACCAACGGAGCUCGGCGGGCAGCGCGGCGGUGUCCGGGCGGGGCGGGCGAGGGUCCGAGCGGCCAAGGCAAGCGCGGGCGGAGCAUGUGACCACGGCGCGCGGGGCUGGGCGCGCAGUGCCGCGCGGUGGUGGCGGCGGGGAGAGCAAUGGAGGCCGCGGGCGCUUGAGAGCCGGCCGCGCUGCUGGGGCUGCUGCUGCUGCGGAGGCUCGGCGGGCUGGGACGUUCCCGGGGCGCGCGGCUCUCGCCAAUCCCUCUCUCCACGGCGGCGCCCUGCGAAACCGCAGUUCCCAAGAGCUGUGAUUCCCAGGCUGUCUCGGUGUUGCACCCUGGUUCCUGACGCACAUCCCCGAGGUGGGUCCACCUUUCUACAAGAAGAAAGGCUCGGUGGUGAAUUAUCCGGCAACAAUAGGAGUUGUGUCCGUUCAUAACAACAAGAAGAGGGGAGGCAAAUUCCAACCUUUUAAGAAGUUGUUUGGCAAAAGGAAAAAGAAAGGCACUUCACUGUCUUCCGAGGGAUCGGCUGGGAGGCAGAGUCACUCGCCCCGGAGUGCCAGCAAUGGGACCUUCUCUUCGGAUGAGGAAACCCUGGAGAACAAUCUGAGGUCCUUCAACUAUUCUAUGGGAGCACGGGCGUUCUCCCAUGACAGUAUUUUUAUCCCUGAUGGGGGAGCAGAAAGUGAGCAGACAGUUCAAGCAAUGUCACAGGACAACAUCCUGGGCAAAGUCAAAACUCUUCAGUCGACUAAGCAGUAUGUUCCUGCGACAGUUGGGCAAGAAUAUCAAGUUUGGGCAGCGGCCAUCGAACGCCAUUCCCAUGAAGAAGGCAGGCAGCACAGAUGCUAGCUCAGAGGAGGACUUCGUCCUCACCAGUCCCAUGGAGAUUGUGACUCAGCAGGAUAUUGUCCCCUCAGACACGGAGAACAAAUCCAGCGAUACACCAAGUUCCUCAAGUCCUCUGAAUCUACCUGAAGCCGGAAGUGACAUGGAAGAGAAGGUUGCUCCAGUUAAACCCUCUCGGCCAAAAAGGCACUUGUCUUCCGCCGGCACCAUCGAAAGUGUCAACCUCGAUGCCAUUCCCCUGGCCAUCGCUCGUCUGGACAACAGUGCUGCCAGGCACAAACUCGCCGUGAAGCCAAAAAACCAGAGGGUGUCAAGGAAGCACAGGUGGCUUGCCCAGGACCGACAGAAUGAACCGGGCAGCUUUGAGAGUCAGUCCUCCCUGGACCAGAACGGGCAGCUAGGAGAAGACAAGCACAUUUGGCACGGAGAGGAACCAGAACCUUUGGAAUCCCACGAAGAGAAAAGACUGCACGAAGAGUAUUGGCGGGAACUUGAAGCCAAGUGCAAACGACAAAAAGCCGAAGCCGCUGAGAAGAGGCGCCAGGAAGAGCAGAGGCGGCAGGCGCUGGAGAGGAGGCUUUGGGAGGAGAGCCUCAGACAGGAGCUGCUGGAAGAGGAGGAGGAGGGGGAGGAGGAAGAAGAGGUGAAGGAGGAGGGGGAGGAGGGCGAAGAGGUGGGCCUGCAGCCACGGGCAGGGAAGGUACCUCCAGAGGAAGGGCACCAGUCUGGUCCGGAGGAACAGCGCUGUACAGAGCAAGAGCUGGGGGGAGCCGACGAUCCCGCCCGCCUGGAGGCAGAAGAGCGCAGGCGUGAGCAGGAAGAGGCCGAGAGGCAGGCGGAGAAACUGAGGCAGCGCGAGGCUGAGAGGCAAGAGGAGGAACAGAAGCAGCGCGAGGCCGAGAGGCAAGAGGAGGAAGCGAGACAAUGCGAGGCCGAGAGGCAGGCGGAGAAACUGAGGCAGCGCGAGGCCGAGAGGCAGGAGGAGGAAGCAAGACAACGCGAGGCCGAGAGGCAGGCGGAGAAACUGAGGCAGCGCGAGGCCGAGAGGCAGGAGGAGGAACUGAGGCAACGGGAGGAGGCUGAGAGGCAGGAGAAACUGAGGCAGCGCGAUGCUGAAAGCCAAGAGGAGGAACUAAGGCAGCGCGAGGCGGAGAGGCAGCGCGCUCAGGAGGAGGACGCCAAGGGGAUGCUGCAAGAGGAGGAGGAGGAGGCCAAGCGCAUAGAAGAGCUGAAAGGAAAGGAGACACCAGAGCCGCUGGUGGAGGAAGGUCCGCAGAGUCCAGAAGGAGAGAGCCAGCCUUGGCUAACGGACGAUGCUGACCAGCGAAGCCCACUGCAGCGGGACCUUGAGAAGCCAGGGGAACGGGAACGAGAAGACCUGGAAUCCGCAGGGCAGAGAGAGAUCGCGGAGGAGCCUAGAGGAGAGGGCGAGCCGGCCGAGCAGAGCGGAGACUUGGACGCGCACUGCGGUGGUGUGGACGGGGAAGGGAAAGAAACCGCUCAGACAGACAGUCCCCAGCCGCAGGAGAGACAGAUGGAAGGAACACCGGCCCCGGAGGAGAAUGAAGCUACUGCGGCAGACAUAGACCGGAAGGUGGAGGAGCUCCGGUGGCAGGAGGUGGACGAGCGGCAGACCAUGCCCCGGCCCUACACAUUCCAGGUUUCCUCUGGGAGUAGGCAGAUUCUCUUCCCCAAAGUCAACCUGAGCCCGGUAACACCCGCUAAGGACGCGAGCUUGGCCCCAGCGGCCCAGGAACCGCCCGCGCCCCGCGGUGCCGCCUCACACGCCCUGCCAUCAGCGCUGAGCAUCCCACACACGGCCAUUUUGGUCACCGGAGCGCAGCUCUGCGGCCCGGCGGUCAACUUGAGCCAGAUCAAGGACACAGCAUGUAAGUCCCUCCUGGGGCUGUCAGAAGAAAAGCGCCCUAUGGACGUCCCCACUGUGGAGUCCAGGGCCGGCAGUGGGAAGUCCAGGCCUGCCCCAGAGUCACCAAGCAAUGCGGCCGCGCUAGCCGAGUGGGCUUCCAUUCGAUCCAGAAUCCUGAAGAACUCGGAGGGCGACCAACGUGGCGACAGAGAGCCGGCCAGAGCCGGGGACGAGCCAGUGCCUCGAGCGCGGUGCGAUUCCCGAGGGAACGUGCGCAGGACGCCGCCAGUCAACGCCAAGUUCUCCAUCAUGCCUGCCUGGCAAAAGUUUUCGGACAGCGGCGCAGAGACCUUCAGACAAAGCCUGGACGGGGAGAGCGGAAGGAAAAAGCCGGGGCUAGCACCCAGCGAAGAAACAGCACCCCAGCCUCAUGCAGCGGCUCAGCAAGAGGUAAGCCAGGAGCCACCAGACACCACAGACGGAUGCAAAUUUGCCAAAGACCUUCCAUCUUUCCUCGUUCCAGGCCUGCCUUCUCCGCAGAAAGCUGCGUCCCGCACGGAGUCCACGACCACUUUGGACAGCGAGACCACGAGUGACGUGGGAAACCCAGACCCUGCGAUGCCAGGAGGCGAGGAAAAGGCCUCGCCCUUUGGAAUAAAAUUGAGAAGGACCAACUAUUCCUUGCGCUUCCACUGUGACCAACAGGCCGAACAGAAGAAGAAAAAGAGGCACAGCAGCACAGGAGACAGUGUGGGUGGGGCCACCCCCGCAACUGGGAGUGUCUCUGGAGAGAGCGAGCCUGAAGCCACGUUCCUCAAGCAUGGCCCAUCCCUUCCCCAGGAGAGAAAGCCAGCCCUAUCCCCUCGGAAGGACUCUGCUGAAAGCCAUUCUAGCGGUCACUAUGUUGCUGUGGCCCAGUCUGGUCUACCACCGGCCAGUGGCCAGACCCCAGCUCCAGAGCAAGACAGGGCAGUAAGCAAAAUGCCAUCCAUGCAGAAGCCGGCCCUGGCUCCCAAGCCUGCCAGCCAGACCCCACCUUCAUCCCCACUCUCCAAACUGAGCAGACCCCACUUAGUGGAGCUUCUUGCUAGGCGAGCUGGGAAGCUCGACUCCGAGCCCAGUGAGACUGCCAAGGAGAGCAGUGAUAACCAGCCACCCUCACCAUCACUGCCCGAGGAGCUGAAGGGGCAGAAGAGGGAUGAGAAAGAUGUGCCAGAAAAGAAGCCUGCUUCCCCACCUCUGCCAGCGGGCCAGCAAGAGAGACCUUCGCUAAUUCCUGAAACAGGUAGAAAAGAGAAGCCCGUGCUUCAGAGCAGGCACUCUCUGGACGGCUCCAAGGUGACAGAGAAAGUCGAAACCGCUCAGCCGCUGUGGAUAACACUGGCACUCCAGAAACAGAAGGGAUUCCGGGAGCAGCAAGCAACUCGGGAGGAGAGGAAGCAAGCCCGGGAGGCCAAGCAAGCAGAAAAGCUCUCCAAAGAGACCGUCAGUGUCAGCCUACAGCCUGGAAGCAGCCGGGCAAGCAAAACUGCCCCCGUGCACAAGCCUGCUGCUCCAUCUGAAGAGAAAAAGCCAGAAACGGCCGUGUCCAGGCUGCAGCGCAGAGAGCAGCUAAAGAAGUCCAACACUCUCCCCACGUCUGUGACAGUGGAGAUCUCAGACUCUGCGCCCUCAGCAGCACUGGUAAAAGACGUCACCAAGCGGUUCUCCACCCCAGACGCUGCCCCGGUGUCCACAGAACCUGCCUGGCUGGCUUUGGCCAAACGAAAAGCCAAGGCCUGGAGCGACUGUCCGCAGAUUAUUAAGUAAAGAGCGACUUUCACCCACGCCCUCGGCCGGUUGUCGGCUCUUCUCUUGCCCGUUUUAUUUAUUUAUUUUUUAUAUGAGGUUAACGGAACCAGGCUAGGGAAAAGCAGCAUGCUUACUAGGCUCCAAAAUAAUGUUCAGCAACGGAAGUGGUGGGGUUCGUUGUAAAGAGUGUAUUUGCACAACCCUGGGUCCUGGUGCCUUGAGCUCCCUCUAGUUCUCAAGAGACAGUUUUGUCUGAGGGACCACGUGUAGCAAAAUCUGCAAGUGCGAGCUCCUCAGGGGAGCGCCAUGCCCACCCAUGGCCUUCACAUAUGCAUACCCAUGCACCAUUUCAGAACAUGUCCUUUUGCCAAGCUUUGUAAGUUGUUGUUUUAUUUUUGAUUCUCUUCUAUCCAAAACAUUGACCCUACUAUGUUUGCAUAUGUAACAGUGACAGGUUCACAUGUACAUUAAACAUGGUGUCACUCUCCUGAAUGCAGGAACUGGAGAAAUAAGGAAAAAGCUGGCUCCCAACUCUGUGCCUAUGUGUGGUUUUCAUGAAUUCCCCCCACCUUAAAAACCAUAAGGUAGCAAACCCGCUUGCACUCUUACUACGCUCAAUCCAUGGUGUGCCCCGUCUUACCAGUACCUUUUUAAAGACACAUGGACCAUUUGGCCUCGCUGGCUCCUAAGGAACGUUUGUAUUUAACCUGGUGAGAACAGGAAUUGUGUCAGACUUGUCUCUGAGAAUCUCUCCGUAGUACAUGGGCUCAUCUGCAGCCCAGGCUGCAGCCCAGGCUCUGGGAGCAGAGGGCUGGCUUAGAAUAUACAUUUUUGGGAAAACUUUUCGGAUGUGUUCUUUUACAACCCAAAGGUUAAGGACCUUGGGGUAGACUUGGUUUUCGUCAUUGGGCUUUUCAGACUACGAAGAGAAGGCUUGCCCCACCUGAAGAUGCAAAAGUGAGACAAGAAAAUAAAGUCGUCACCUCACCCACACCAGCCAUGUAUGUACGAUAGUUUCGGUUGCCGGCCUUCCAUGCCCCUCAAGUUUUCCCUUGGCCGUUAGGGAAAAUGAACAAGCCAAGAUGUGUAACCUAUUUAUACUAAGGACUUCCAGCAGAGAAUUUCUUUUUUUUCCUUUAAUGUACUUGAAUAAUUCAGAGUCGAAUGUUCCAAAGCAUUUACAAUUUAGAGCAUUCACCUUGAUACCUUUAAAAAAAAAGCAUCUCAGAGUUUUACGUGGCCUUGUUAUCACACACAUACAUGUGCAUACAAAGAAGGGACGUCCCAGUUUCAAAGCCACAUGUAUUCAUUUCUCUAGAUUUGCUUUACACGACACUAGACAUCCCAGCAAUGCCCUCGCGCUGCUGGCACUAGCUCUGCAUUUCAUGCUGUUGGCUUAUUUUCCUUUUCGUAGAUUCUUACCCUAAAAUGUAGGUGCGGAUUCUUUGCCCAGGGCAGGGGCGAUUACACCCUUCUUCCUCCCGCACUAACAUGUCUUAUAGCAUCCAUUACUACUUCUCCUCUGUGCUGACUCAAUAUGCAAUGUGCUGUUAUUCUGUCUACCGUACAGGAUGACAGGGAUGCUGUUUGCCAUAUAGAAAUGAUGUUCUCUCUAGAAACAAUAGCUCAGCUUCAUGAAGCAGCUGGCAUGUGUGGUCAAGUGGAUAGCUGUACUAUUGCAAGUUGGAUUUAGUAUUAUAUAUACUGAACCUUCAGACUGUUAAGAAUCAAUGUAACUUUUUUUUUUUACUGUUAUUGUAAGCAACUAAUAUUUCACUGCACGUUUCCCACACUGGUGUUCAUUCCUAACUUUUAUGUGUAGACAAUUGUUAGCUUAAUGAUUUCCUCACUGAUAUAACACUUUUGAGUGGGAAUCUUUCUACCCAAAGCCCUAGAAUGAUAGUGCUACAGUGAUUCUUCCAAAUUGACUUCUCCCUUGCUUCCUGCCAGCUUUGGCCAGUACACAGUCAUGGCAGAAAACAGGUACAGAAAUGAGAUGAUUAGAAAUAAUAGGGCUGGCGUGGUGGUACAUGCAUUUGGGAGGCAGGAGCAAGUGACUCUCAAAGUGUUCAAGGCCAGUCUGGUCUACAUAAUGAGCUCCAGGCCAGCCAAGGCUACAUAAUGGAGACCCUGUCUUAAAACAAAGAAAGAAUAGUAGAUGCAUUCAUUGUGAUUCAAUACCACAAGCCCAUACACAGCACAAGAAACAGCUUAAAGAUGCCCCACUAAUAUCUUGGAAAGAAGAAUCUACUGAGGAAAAAGGCAGUUGUCAUACUUGCUAAAGAGUUCAUGUUUAACAUUUCACUGAAAUCACUCCAAGCCUGCACUAAAUACCAAUCGAGUGUUAUUCUGCCUAUUUCUGUGUUGUGCUCUUUGAGCAACAAACUACGGGGAAAUUCUGUGAAAACAAAAAAUUCUUUUCCUUUUUUUAAAAAAUGAAUGACUGCUGUAUUAAAUAUACGAAUAUACAAGCUUUUUUUUUAAUUUAAAUACACUUCUGGCAAGGUUAUAGAUGAUUAACCUCUGUUCAUAGACUUAUAUAUGGAAGUAGAGUUUUUUGUUUACUUUGAAACUGUUUCAAGUGCAAUUGUUUCUUAUAAAACAUGGUCGAUUACCACUAAAUUCUCAUUUUAGCUGGUUAUCUGCAAAUAUAUAGUAUGUAUCCACUGUCUCUUCUUGUGAUAUUUAGUUUGCUUAUUUUAAAGCAGCAACAUUAGCUACGAGUGUCUUGCAAUAUUUUUACCAACAAUAAAAUUAAGUAGAUACUUAAUAAAAAAUCCUUAGUGUGAUUUUAACAUUAUUUUGAGAUUUUGGUUGAGUACAGUUUGAAAUAUAAAAAUGCCCCAUUAUUUAAGGGAUAAGACCAUUCAAUAAAAUACUGACAAGA
Messenger RNA from Mus musculus (house mouse), 9577 nucleotides. It is a transcript of the gene Cracd, whose product is annotated as capping protein inhibiting regulator of actin. Gene Ontology annotation, cellular component: cytosol. Lineage: Eukaryota; Metazoa; Chordata; Mammalia; Rodentia; Muridae. The transcript has 12 exons. The record is from RefSeq and is a predicted model, not a curated record. The coding region runs from base 2833 to 6708 and encodes 1291 amino acids.